AUGGAAGACUUCCAGGACCUCCGUUUGGAUCUCAAGAACCGGGUGGCCGCCCUGCUCACCCACAGUUUCGAUGACGACCUGGCGGACUCGCUCACCUACAGCGAGCAGCUCGAGAAGCUCCUCAUGCAGCCCGCCGGCGAGAAGGCGAAGCCCAGGCGGCGGCUGGUCUUCGACAGCCUGAGGAUCCACGACUUCGACAAGUUUCUGUGGGACCGCCUACUGGACGACCCCAUCACCACGAUCCCCGCCUUCGAAGAUGCCGUGGCGGAUUUCGCGAAGGAUGCGGAUCAAUUCUCGGAUGAGGCGCAGAAAGCGAUUCAGGAGAAUGACGAGCUGAGGGUGGGAUUCAGGGGAGAGUUUGGAGGCCACCUCGUGUCGCCGCGGACCCUGUCGGCUUCGCGGAUGAAUGGGCUGGUGUGCGUCGCUGGCAUCGUGACCAAGGCGACGGCCGUGCGGCCCAAGGUCGUGCACAGCGUGCAUUACUGCGCCGCGACCAAGAAGUACACGGAGAGGGAGUAUAGGGACGUGACCAGCAACACGGGCGUGCCGACGGGCGCUUCCUACCCCACACGAGAUGAAAAUGGUCACCUUCUGGAAGCGGAAUAUGGGUUGUGCAAGUACUGUGACCAUCAGGUGAUAACUAUUCAAGAGCUGCCAGAGCUCUCGCCACCAGGCCUGCUGCCCAGAUCAAUUGAUGUCAUCUUGGAGGACGACCUUGCAGAUAUGUGCAAGCCUGGAGACAGGGUUUACGUUUGUGGGAUCUUCAAGGCGGUCACCCCCAGGUCGACCCAGUUCAGUGGCUUCUUUCGAAGUGUUGUUGUGGGCUAUAACGUGGAGCACAUCAACACAGAGUUCGAAACAGAGUUCUCCAGCGAUGACAUAAGCAUGAUCAAGCAAGUUGCCGAGAGCUCAGAUCCGCUUGGUUGGAUAGCAAAGUCCCUUGCCCCCACAAUAUAUGGGCACGACAAUGUGAAGAAGGGCCUUGUCUUGCAGCUCUUUGGAGGAAACGAGAAGAAUCUGAGCAACAAGACACACUUGCGUGGGGACAUCAACUGUCUGUUGGUUGGAGAUCCUGGUGUGGCCAAGAGCCAGCUCCUAAGGGCUGUCAUGGGGGUGUCUCCUUUGGCAGUGAGCACAACCGGAAGGGGUUCCACUGGUGUGGGGCUCACAGCUGCAGUCACAACUGAGCAAGACACUGGAGAAAAACGGUUGGAAGCAGGGGCUAUGGUCCUGGCGGAUCGGGGAGUGGUAUGCAUCGACGAGUUUGACAAGAUGAAUGAUCAAGACAGGGUGGCCAUCCAUGAGGUCAUGGAGCAGCAGACAGUGACCAUUGCCAAGGCAGGAAUACAUUUGUCGCUGAAUGCACGCUGCAGUGUCCUGGCAGCUGCAAACCCACUGCACGGAACCUACGACCACUCCAUGUCGAUCACUAGGAAUGUGAAUCUGCCAGAUUCUCUCUUGUCGCGUUUUGACAUGGUUUUCAUCGUUCUUGACAACAUGGAUUCUGACAAGGAUAGACAGAUGGCAAAUUUCGUUCUCAAACUCCACCGGGAGGCCACUGGACAACAUGGGACGAGUGCUGGAUUGCAGCAGGACAUUCACAGUUGGCACAUGGGCCAUGCCCUGGAUGAUGAGCCUGGCAAGAUAUUCAUGACUAACACAGGAGCGACAUGGGGAGGAAGCGAAGAGGACCAAGAGCAUCCACUGACUGCCCAGUUUCUCAAGAAGUACAUCAAGUAUGCCAAGAAGCAGUGCAGUCAAAUUGGCCUUUCAGAGGGAGCUUGUGAGGCCAUCAAAGAAUAUUACGUGGAACUGAGGAACUCGUCGCGGGAAAGAGCUUUGCCAGUGACCGCCCGUACCUUGGAGACCAUCAUUCGCCUAUCCACAGCUCAUGCGAAGCUGUGCUUGCGGGACGCGGUUCUGGAGGAAGAUGUUCAGAGAGCCCAGGAACUGAUGGAUGUCGUGCUCAAAUUCGAGGAUCAAACCUCCCAAAACAGGGUUGCCCGGCCCAGAACGCCAGGCCAAGAUGGUGAGAGCGACAUCAUGGACUAUGAGAGCGAUGAGGAACCAACUGCACCAUCGCAAUCGCAGAGGAGGGGCGCUGGAAGUCAGGGAACUCGCAGGGCUGGCGUUCGCAAUCCUCCUAGUGUACAGGCUGAUGCAACCAUGGAGGUGGAUGAGGGGUUCACGUCUCUCAGCGAGGACAAGCAACGUGCUGUCGUGGAGGCCAUAAGGGCACUGACAGAGCGCGGACCCAUCCACCCACUGACGGCAAUUCAGCAGGAACUUGAUGCGAGGGGCGUCGCCAUUUCCGAGGACAGUCUCAAGGAGUUUGUGCUGUACAUUUCAGCGAAUUGCGACAACGUGCGCCUUUACCUGCCGAAGAUCCUCUUUGAUGAGGACACCAACCAAAUUUAUGACGUUGCCUGA
Messenger RNA from Ostreobium quekettii, 2430 nucleotides. Lineage: Eukaryota; Viridiplantae; Chlorophyta; Ulvophyceae; Bryopsidales; Ostreobiaceae. The record is from the annotation of a GenBank genome assembly.